AUGGAGGGCAUUCGCUUGGUUGCACGUCUCGGAACAGUUUCCAUGAGGGGCCAAGUUAGAUUAGUGAUUGAUAAUUAUCAACAUCCAAAACAAUUCAAGAAACUGACGAGUGAACUCCACGAGCACAUUAAAAAGGACAAACAGAAAAUUACAAGGACCAACAUUAACGAAACCUCAGGUCCAAUGACAGAUCGUAAGAAAGCAGACGCAGCAGAAGAUAAGCGUAAUUACACUCGUCCGAAGUCCUUUAUAUACGAUUUAUGUAUUCUUGGUCCUAUUGAUGUCGUAGGAGACAUUGAAGUUCUCAUGGACUUAGACAAGUUCUUUUAUACUGCGACAUGUGCCGAAAACUGCGAACUUUUACAUUUAGAAUAUGGAGCUUUUGACUCCUUCUUUAACAGACGUCAUCGUGAUAGCCGACAGCGCUUGUGUGACCGCACUAAGUUAAAGAUUGAACAGCAAUUGCGCCGUAUGCCACCCGGCGCCGUUCCACUAAUGACGAGUGUAAGACUGCGUCUCGAGAAAACCAAGUCACAACUUAUGCAGGCCAAGAGAAGACUCAAAGGCAAAGAUUUGGUACCUGUCAGGAAAAUUGUCGAUUUACCUCGGGGUCCAAUCAUUAAUAAUUAUGGGCCGGGAGGACUUUUCUACAUCAUAGCUUUACAGAACAGACAUGUUUGGGAGGCAGCAGCCGAAAGGGAAAUGGCUCAAAGACACGAAGCAUCUUACAAACAGGUAUCACUUCAGGAAAUCGACUAA
This is a messenger RNA of Octopus sinensis (East Asian common octopus), 759 nucleotides long. RefSeq lists its product as uncharacterized. NCBI's taxonomy places the organism in Eukaryota, Metazoa, Mollusca, Cephalopoda, Octopoda, Octopodidae. Bases 1 to 759 code for a protein of 252 amino acids. The record is from RefSeq and is a predicted model, not a curated record. The transcript has 5 exons.